AUGACAGAUUCUACAAGGAGUUGGGUGCCUGGUUUCACCCUCACCGAUACCGUUAAAGAAAAAAUCAGAGCCGGUCACAUGCACCCAGGAAUACAGGGGAAAAGCCUUUUCCUUUCGUCUGACGAAAAUGUCGUCUGGAAUCUGGUUAAAGACACGCUGAUACAACCUGAUGUCUUAAAACCUCACAGCUCUGAUGAUAAGAAGGAGGUUAUACAGAAGCGAUUUUCGUUACAAGUUGGAAAUCUUGGAUGUAAUGGAGCUGAGUGCUUUUGUGUGACCGUCAUCUUACACAAGGUGGAUCAAAGAAUAAUUACUGCCUAUCCAACAUGAUAAAUUAACAAAUACUUUUUACAUACAUUGGACAAAAGCUGGUUUUCUAAAGUUCGCAAAUAAUGCUUCAUAAGUCAUGCGUCUUAAGCCACAGAUGAUGAGCUUCGACUUACUAGGUUUUUUUUUCCUUCUAGUUUUAUUGUAUCGUUAGUGAAAUGAUUAUCGGUUUAAGAUCAGAUCAAAGAAUAAUUACUGCCUAUCCAACAUGAUAAAUUGACAAAUACUUUUUACAUACAUUGGACAAAAGCUGGUUUACUAAAGUUAGCAAAUAAUUAAUUAUAAUAAAUUGUAAUGCUUCACAAGUCAUGCGUAUCAAGCCACAGAUGAUGAGCUUCGACUUACUAGGUUUUUUUUUCCUUCUAGUUUUAUUGUAUCGUUAGUGAAAUGAUUAUCGGUUUAAGGCUCUGA
Molecule: messenger RNA, 738 nt
Organism: Pocillopora meandrina
Lineage: Eukaryota; Metazoa; Cnidaria; Anthozoa; Scleractinia; Pocilloporidae
Source: the annotation of a GenBank genome assembly